AUGCUCAUCCAGAGACAACAAAGAAAGAAAGAAAAGGGAAAACCACAAAUGCAGACCUUUGUAAAUAUUUUUCUGGGAUUCUUUAUCUUUGAGUCUGUUGGAGCUGCACCUAUCGCUGAUACCAUAACUUAUGAUUCUGAGUUCUAUGACAUACCACUUGAAGAGCUGCCUCACCCAUUUGUCUAUGAUGAAAACAAGCAGUUUGACCAAGUAAAGGCCGAGACUGGGACAGCACUACCUUCUAUAAUUCAAGAGAUUUAUUCUUCUGCACCAUUGACAGAAGAAACUGAGGACGAAGCAUCAACACUAAAAUUAAUUGAUGGGUCUUCAGCACAGGGAUCUGGGGUUCUUGGACUCCAAACUCAAGAUGGUCUUCCCACUUGCCUUUUGUGUACAUGCCUAGGAACUACAGUUUACUGUGACGAUCGCGAGCUUGAUGCUGUUCCACCAUUGCCUAAGAAAACCAUGUAUUUCUAUUCACGCUACAACAGAAUCAGGAAGAUCAGCAGAAAUGACUUUGCUAACUUAAACAACUUAAAAAGGAUUGAUUUGACUGCAAACUUUAUAUCAGACAUUCAUAAGGAUGCCUUCCGAAGAUUGCUCCAACUUCGGGAGCUGGUGCUCCGUGACAACAGAAUAAGGCAACUCCCUGAGUUACCAUCUACCUUAACAUUCCUUGAUGUUAGUAAGAACAGGCUUGGUCACAAAGGAAUACGUAAUGAGGCAUUCAAAGAUCUGAAUGAACUGCAGCAUCUUUACAUCACUGACAAUAACUUGGAUCAUAUUCCCUUGCCGCUCCCUGAAAGCCUCCAAGCUCUUCAUCUUCAGAACAACAAUAUUCAAGAGAUACAUGAAGAUACUUUCUGCAAAAUGAGAGAUUUUACUUAUGUACGUAGGGCUCUUGAAGACAUCAGACUGGAUGGCAAUCCCAUUAACCUGAGCAAAACACCUUAUGCAUAUAUGUGUCUACCCCGUUUGCCAGUUGGUAACCUCAUCUAAGCUUUGACAGCUGCCUAUACUGUCAUAUGCUACCAGAAUCUCAAAAGACAAAUCAUUAACUCACUGUUAAACUAAGAUGAUUUUUUC
Neopelma chrysocephalum (saffron-crested tyrant-manakin) is the source of this 1086-nucleotide messenger RNA. RefSeq names its product epiphycan (gene EPYC). Gene Ontology annotation, molecular function: protein binding. Lineage: Eukaryota; Metazoa; Chordata; Aves; Passeriformes; Pipridae. The record is from RefSeq and is a predicted model, not a curated record. The transcript is spliced from 8 exons. The coding region runs from base 1 to 999 and encodes 332 amino acids.